UUGAGUACGGUAUCAAAGUUCAAACUGAUGAAAAACAAGUACAUUGCAUGCUAUAAUCACCACCAAAUAAAUAAAUGUCUCAUGCCAGCACAGCAGAUGUUUUCACAGUUGUGUGACCCAGUUUUGUAAUAUUUGGAUGGGGAGUUGAUCGGUGACGUAAGACGAGAAUUUACCCCCCAAUCUCCUACGGACUGGGGUCUCAGUGCAGAAGUAACCGGGCAGGUGAGCUGAGACCAAGAUGAAGAAGUUUGUGGCAUUUUCCCUCUGUCUGGUCCUCUUGACCAUCUACACAGCAGAUGCAAACCCAAUCAUCAAGGAGAGCUAUGCUAAGCAACUUCUGCGGACCAAGAGGCAGAAGCCUGGCCACCCCGAUGAGCCAAUGAGGGAGCACUUGCUCCACAUGCAGGUUCUGGAUCAGAGGGCCCAGGAGACCAACCUGGAACACUGGCUGAACCCCCACUGCUACCCCCGCUGUGACAGGAACUACGGACACCCCGUCUAACCCCCAGUGACCUCGCCUUGACUCCUCUCAGCCCAGGAGAACAACUUUUUUUCUGUGUGGCGGAGGGCGCUGACGGCAAGAAUGAUGUCGACGACAAUGAUGAUGAUGACUAUGAUAAUGAUAUGAGUGUGAAGCUAGGAGUAUAACUCUAUCACGUGCAUUUCAUGAUGAAGCCUCAGCAGGGAACAUUAGUGGCCAUCAGUAGAGAUGUCCAUAGCUUAUUCCAGCAACAUUAGCGUAUAGGAAACGUAUUAAAUGAUGUUAACAUCAUAGAGGAUACAUGAUCAGUUUAUAUGUAGAUACAGUUAUGAGAAAUUAUACAUUGUAUUAUGUAAAACAAUGUUUAAAAAAAACAAUGAUUGAAUAAAUAAUCUAAUCAAAUAAAAGAAAAUGCUCUAAA
Salmo salar (Atlantic salmon) is the source of this 902-nucleotide messenger RNA. RefSeq lists its product as uncharacterized. Lineage: Eukaryota; Metazoa; Chordata; Actinopteri; Salmoniformes; Salmonidae. The record is from RefSeq and is a predicted model, not a curated record.